This is a messenger RNA of Camelina sativa (false flax), 1779 nucleotides long. Its product is annotated as thiohydroximate-O-sulfate sulfur/sulfate-lyase (nitrile-forming) NSP2-like. NCBI's taxonomy places the organism in Eukaryota, Viridiplantae, Streptophyta, Magnoliopsida, Brassicales, Brassicaceae. Gene Ontology annotation, molecular function: enzyme regulator activity; protein binding. Gene Ontology annotation, biological process: nitrile biosynthetic process. Gene Ontology annotation, cellular component: cytosol; nucleus. The record is from RefSeq and is a predicted model, not a curated record.
AUGGCGACAGCUGAACAGAGGUUUGAUGACGGUUCUUUUGAAGGAAUUAAGAAGAUAUUCGUUGGAGAUGACUCAAGUUACGGCGUGAUAUUUCUCAAAGUAAUCUAUGAUAGAAGCGAUGGCCAAACGAUAGAAGUGCAGCACGGCACUGACACGGGGAACGCAGAAGAGUUCGUAUUUGACUACCCUACCGAAUACAUAACCUCGGUAAACGGGACGGAAGGUCACUUCUUGGAGUUAAGAAGUCUUUUCUUCAUAACUUCUGCCGGGAGGACUUCUAGGAAAUUCGGUACGCGGGAGCCAGUGCAUCUUGAAGUUCUUUUUCAACUAACGGGUUCUGAGGUGACGCCUGCCGUCGUGGGCUUCCAUGGGAGGCUCGGUGAAGGGAUCCUUAAACUAAAAGUUCAUCUCGGUCCUGCGCCACCACAAAAGCUAGACGCAGUAGGUAGGUCUGGAGGAUCAAUCUGGAGUGACGAAAAGCACGAGGACGUGAAGAGGAUUCGUGUUGGAAGAGGAACAUCAGCUGGGAUCUCAUUCAUUGAAGUUAUCUACCGGGAUGGCAACAGAGAAUUCUCCGGAGGAGUCCACGGAGAUGAAGUAAAGCAGGAUUACAUAGAAGAGUUUGACUUGGAGGGGGAUUUCCUCGUCUCCGUGGUCGUUUAUAUGACCAGCAUCUGGGAACAGUAUGAACGUAUAACGGCGCUCGAAUUUAAGACAUACACCGGAAAGAGUAUGUUCUGUGGAGUGAUCUCCUCUAGAUUACAGACGUACUCCUUCGACGCCUACAAAAUCGUUGGGUUCCACGGACGGUCAAGCAGCGAAGUCCUACGCGCUCUGGGCGUCUUCGUAUCUUUUCCAUCAGUUCCGAAGUUGUGUGGUCAAUGGAUGGAGAUUGUGCCAAAGGGAGCGAGCCCUGGACCAAGGCGCUCAAAAGCCAUAGCCCAAGUCGGAGAGAAGAUAUACUCGUUUGGUGGAGAGAUCAGCUGCGACCAAGAAAUGCAUGUCUUCAACUAUGCAACAAAGAAUUGGUCAACUGUUCCGGCCACAGGACAGGCACCGGACUUCGCUUGCGUUGGGGCAAGUAUGGUGCCUAUAGGAUCGACGCUUUAUGUGUACGGAGGCGAAGACCGUUCGGGUAAAUACAGCGGCUUUCACUCUUUUGACACCAUUAAAAACGAGUGGAAACUUCUAGAAGACAAAAAUAUUACUCCUCGUAGCUUUCAUUCCAUGGUAGCGUUUGAGGGAAAGCUCUAUGUCUUUGGGGGAGUCAGUAGCAGGGGUCGUCGGCUCAAGACAAUGGCCGUCUACGACCCCGCUACAAAUAACUGGUUAGAGAAUCCGGCCCCGGAUAGUUCCUUCGUCCCAAGUGAAGGAGCACUUGUAGUGGUGGAAGGAGCACUCAUAGUGGUGUCAAAUGAUGUUUACUGCUACGAUGCAGCAACAAAGACGUGGAAAAAAUUGCAGACGUCAGGCGAGAAGCCUUGCCUGAGGCGUGGCUUUGCUAGUGGCGGAGUUUUCGGGGAAAAGUACAUAUUGCUAUUUGGAGGUGAAACGACUGAUGGUCAAGCGGUCGGUGGUUUAUUUUCCUUGAACUUGUCCACAUUAAAGUGGGAGCGUGUGGACAAGUUCAAUGCAGAGGACAGUCCUAGUCCCCGGGCGUGGUGCGCAUCAACAACCUUCAACCUGGGUGGCAAGGAGGGGAUUCUACUGUUGGGUGGGACGACGCGCACUGGUGCCAUAUGUGACGACUUUUUCCUAUACCAAGUCGUGUCAACCUAA